GAAACGUCGCCAACAAGAGAGCUCUACGGAGACUCGGAAAAAUCAUUGAUGGAGUUUUCGCCCCAAUCAAAGAAGAAGAAGCCAUUCUCUCCGACGAAUCCUUGCCAGAUAACUUCAGCGGCGGAUAGUAAAACGCCAUCGGCGAAGGAGCUGGAAGAGUUCUUUGCAGCAGAAGAAAAGUACCAGCAACAGCGAUUCGCUGAAAAGUACAACUAUGAUAUAGUAAAUGAUGUUCCAUUGGAAGGCAGGUACGAGUGGGUUCGUUUGAAGCCAUGAAUGAAAUGAAUACCGCAUGAAGAAAGAAGGCAUCUUCUCGUUGUAUAUUUUGUGGGUAUUUAUGUUUAUGAUAUUAUCAUAACUUUUUAGCUGGCUCUAUGUGACUGAAUAGCAGUUUACUUGUUUAUGUUUUAUUCAGAUGUAAGUGCUUGGAGUAGUACUUUUUGGGCACUUUCUAUCUGGAUUUGUGGAUGGUAUUUUCAAAUUUGUGUGCUUAUUCUGUAGGAUAAUGAAGGGAUUGAACUUUUAUGUGUGUUAUUGCUUUUGGAAUUGAAUAGGGUGUU
Olea europaea var. sylvestris is the source of this 560-nucleotide messenger RNA. RefSeq names its product cyclin-dependent kinase inhibitor 7-like. Gene Ontology annotation, molecular function: cyclin-dependent protein serine/threonine kinase inhibitor activity. The record is from RefSeq and is a predicted model, not a curated record. The transcript has 2 exons. Gene Ontology annotation, biological process: negative regulation of cyclin-dependent protein serine/threonine kinase activity. Gene Ontology annotation, cellular component: nucleus. Bases 49 to 276 code for a protein of 75 amino acids. Lineage: Eukaryota; Viridiplantae; Streptophyta; Magnoliopsida; Lamiales; Oleaceae.